Messenger RNA from Camelina sativa (false flax), 890 nucleotides. RefSeq lists its product as uncharacterized. Lineage: Eukaryota; Viridiplantae; Streptophyta; Magnoliopsida; Brassicales; Brassicaceae. Gene Ontology annotation, cellular component: peroxisome. The record is from RefSeq and is a predicted model, not a curated record. Gene Ontology annotation, biological process: regulation of gene expression. Gene Ontology annotation, molecular function: RNA nuclease activity.
UACUAUUCACAAUAGUCAGUCUCUCAUCCGCCGCAGCCCUCCGACGAAAGCAUGUCCCAUAUCGACGAAGCCACUUAUAAGAAGCUCUAUCCGCUGAGGUUUUACAAGGAUGGUAAGACGGGUGUGUUUUGGGAUGUGGAGGAUUACCCAAUCCCAGAUGGUCUCGAUCCUGCUUCGAUUUACCAGAGUAUCAAAGAGGCUGUCAAGAAGCAUGGUUGUGAUGCGGAGGUGACGAUUCAUGCUUAUGCUGAUGAUAAUACGUUCUCGGAUGAACUGCGUCGUCAAUUUAGUGAUGGUGGAUUCAAAUUCGAAGUCUCGACCGCCGAAGGGGGUAAAUAUGCGAUACAUUGCGCCAUGUAUGCUGACAUUAUGAUUUGGACACUGGAAAAUCCUACACCAUCAAAUCUGGUUGUGCUCGCAAACAUAAUGGAAGACGACAUUGGUGAAGGUAUUGGAUGUUUGACUACUGUCUGGUUCUAUGGUGUUCUCUUAUCCCAAGCUAAGCCAAAAUGGCGAUUACCUGUUGGAAGCGCACCCUCGUUUUUGACAAGCAUAUUUGAUGGAGGAGAGGAGAUAUUUAGCGGAAGCUCACAAGACAACGUAAGCGGAAGCUAAGCUAGCGGAUACUCUCUGCCUGAUUCCGAGUAGUAACUUUUUGUAUAUCUAUCUCAAUAGGGAUGUAGGAUGUUCUAUGUUAUUGUCUUGGUGCUGAUAUAUAUUAUUAGUUGAUGUCAAGGCUUUUUUUUUUUUGGAUGUGACGAGAGGGUUGGAAACAUUUUUAUUAUUGUUUAGCUAUUAUAAUAUUAAUGUGGUUUUCGACCAUCUUUACUGUGGUUGUACUUGUUCUUGGGACUUGAAUAAACGGAAGUGGUGGAGGAAAUUGGAGGUCA